Messenger RNA from Fonsecaea nubica, 819 nucleotides. RefSeq lists its product as hypothetical. The transcript has 2 exons. The record is from RefSeq and is a predicted model, not a curated record. Gene Ontology annotation, molecular function: DNA-binding transcription factor activity. Lineage: Eukaryota; Fungi; Ascomycota; Eurotiomycetes; Chaetothyriales; Herpotrichiellaceae. Bases 1 to 819 code for a protein of 272 amino acids. Gene Ontology annotation, biological process: regulation of DNA-templated transcription.
AUGGUUAACCAUCAAUGGCCCGAGUGGGAGUCUCCGGUUUCACAGAAUAAUUACCUACGGUCCUAUCCUCUGGCUGUCAAUGAUGGCCAGCGAAAUGUUCAUUCACAAUACUACAACUGUCCCAUCAGCAACGAUGAUAGCUCUUCGGCGCUCGGAUGGGGUAAUCUAGACGUCUCUGACGACUGCAUCAGCGACGCUUGCCGCGAUGAAGAUACAUAUCAGAUCCUGAAGGAUGCCACGCACCAUAUGGGUGAGGCUGCUCCUCUUUCAGUUGGGGAGGUGGCGCCUCCGAGGGAGGAUCCGUCCGACUUGAUGGGCAAUGUGCCUCUGAGUUUCCCAGAGAGCUUCUUUGCCAAUCCAUUCGCGGUUUCUUUCCCAGGAGAUAUCCCGUGCCCAGGAGCACCCAGCAGCCAAUUUAUACCUGGAUGCACCUCAAUCUCAAUCCCUAGUCCUUGUGAUCUCAGCACCGAGUCCUCUCCCAUGACACCGGAUAUCGGUUUCUGCGGGGUUCCGGAUGCAAACAACUCGAUCAGAACACCAAAGUCGAUGGCCUGCACUCCAUCUAGUGCACCUGACGCUCGUCUGUCUUCAAAAGGCGUGACGAGUGCGAAGGCGAAAUACGGACCACAAAUCCAUUUCGUCGACAUGGCCGACAAGAAAGGGGCUCAGCGGAUUCGUAACACGAUCAAUUCUCGAAAACAUCGCCAAAACAAGCUUGACAAGAUACGAGAGCUGGAGAAGAAGCUGGCAACCAUUGAAGCGGAGAAGAAAAGGUGGCAAGGACGAGCAACGGAGAUGGGAUGGAAACCAUCUCAGUAG